UUUUGUAGAAAUGUGUAGGUGCCAUUGAUGGUACUCAUGUAGCAGCCUCAGCACCCGCUUCCAAACAAAAGACGUUUCGCGGUAGACAUGCAACGGUAACGCAAAAUGUCAUGGCAGCCUGUAAUCAUGACAUGUUGUUUACAUAUGUGUACGCGGGUUGGGAGGGAACAGGCAACGACUCUCGAGUAUUUUUAGAUGCAAUUACAAGAAGCGAAAAUGGGCUGCCUAUGCCUCCUAUCGGUUAUUACUAUGUGGUUGAUGCUGGCUAUCCAAAUGUUCCGGGUUUUUUAGCCCCAUACCGUGGAGAGAGUUAUCACUUAAAUGAUUUUCGAGGCCGAGGGCGAAUACGCAAUAAGCAAGCUUUAUUUAACUACCGACACUCAUCCGUGCGUAAUGUGAUCGAGAGGUGUUUCGGAGUACUAAAGGAAAGAUUUCCCAUUCUUGACAUAUCACGUGGUUACCCAUUGAGAAGACAAGUUCAAAUUCCCAUUG
This is a messenger RNA of Cuscuta epithymum, 492 nucleotides long. Lineage: Eukaryota; Viridiplantae; Streptophyta; Magnoliopsida; Solanales; Convolvulaceae. The record is from the annotation of a GenBank genome assembly.